This is a messenger RNA of Armigeres subalbatus, 627 nucleotides long. RefSeq names its product trafficking protein particle complex subunit 1 (gene Bet5). The transcript is spliced from 3 exons. Gene Ontology annotation, biological process: endoplasmic reticulum to Golgi vesicle-mediated transport. Gene Ontology annotation, cellular component: TRAPP complex. Lineage: Eukaryota; Metazoa; Arthropoda; Insecta; Diptera; Culicidae. The record is from RefSeq and is a predicted model, not a curated record. Bases 135 to 569 code for a protein of 144 amino acids.
CGUUUUGUUUUUGUUGUCCUGGAAGAAAAUAAACCGAAAGGAACGGAACUGCAGAGCAAAACAAAAUCAAAAUCUUCGAAUGAUUCAAAAUUUCAAAUCAUUCAAAUAAUUCCAGAAGAAAUUUUAAGCUAAUCAUGAUCUACAACUUGUAUAUUUUUGACAAGUACGGUACGCUUCUUUACUAUGGGGAAUGGAAUCGACUGAAGCAAUCCGGAAUAACAAAAGACGAGGAAGCCAAGCUCAUGUACGGGAUGCUGUUCUCAUUGAAAUCCUUUGUCAAUAAAAUUUCACCCAUCGAUCCAAAGGAAGGCUUUCUAUAUUACAAAACGAACAAAUAUGCGCUUCACUUUGUCGAAGUGUCCUCGGGUUUGAAGUUCGUUCUUAAUACAGAUACGACCGCAACCGGCAUCAAGGAGUUUCUUCUUCACCUGUACAGCAAGAUAUGGGUGGAAUACGUCGUUCGAAAUCCACUCUGGACCAUUGGAACCCCCGUCACAUCCGAACUUUUUAAAACUAAACUGGAUGAAUUCGUAAAACAAUCUCCGCUGUUCGGACCAAAAGUCAUAUGAAUUCACGUUUUACUUCAAUAAUUCAGACCAUUAAAAGAAGAUAAAUUGUACAAUUAAA